CGCUAGCCAGGUAGCGGCACGAAUGGAGCCGUCUGAUUACGUGUUCCAUCACUGUACCCUGCGGGCGGACACUCACAAAACCAGGGGUCAAACUAGCUUAUCGUACGUGGGCGAUCCCUUACCGAGCCCGUAUCUUUGCACGUAUGCAUAACCACAGAUCUUCGCGUACACGGCAGGCUGGUUUAACCUAUGCUGACAUGUAGCUGGAGGAAUUACGGAGUUGUGCUGCAGAGGACCGUUGACCACCAGUGGAGCGAGAGGGUGUAGGGAACGACAUCAUGCAGUACUACGAACAGUACGAGAGUUCGGAGUCCUCCCGUUCCAGGUUAAGGUCAGAGGAAUCCUCUUCAUACCAAAGGCGGUCAAGACGGACGUAUUCCUCGUUCAGGAAUAAAGGCACACCCCGCACGGGCUCCAAAAACUAUCGGGCACAGUCUCAGUCUCCGCCGAGGGCUUAUCACAAUGGAUACGCUAGCCCUCCCGCAUACGGGGAGGCGGCGAGGGAGCGAACAUACAGUUACACGAAAUACUUCGACAAGGCAAACAGGUUUGCUGAUAAAGCGUUUGGUGGGGAUUUUGAGGGCACAGGGAGGAUGUUUGGAGAAGGCCUGUCGGCUGGGUCUUCGGCCUACGAGAAAAGACGAAGCCGAAGUAAGAGUAGGUCCCGCACGAAAACGACUGCUGACGGGGAAAUGAUUGAUGAAAUCAUCACAGGAGACGACGAGGCAUUUGAAGGGUCACCUCAACCAGAGGAUAUUAACCUGGUAAAGCCAGCUUUUGCCCUCAGAGGAUUGAACAACAAGCUCGCGGCACAUAUGGACAGGAUGAAAAUCUUGGAAGAGGAAAACAGUUUCUUGAGAAAACAGAUCGACGUCUUGACACAUUCUGACUCUGCACUCGGAGAGGCCAGAAGACAGAUGGAGAAGCUGAUCGCAGAGAAGAAAAAACUCGAAGACCAAUUUGCAGCUCAGAAGAACGACAUUGAGAAGAAUAAAGAAAACGUAGCCAUACACAUCGAUAAGCUUCGUGCCGUCCAGCAGCAAAACAGAGAGCUGGCCGCCAAGACAAAGAACUUCGCCAAGGCCAUUGAGUUAGAGCGAGAGGAGUCUGGAAGAAAGAUAGCAAAGCUGGAAGAUGAAAUAGAAAAUCUGAAAAGGAUGAAAUACGAGUGGUCCAUUGAGGAAGACAGACUUUCGAAAGAAAGCAAAGACACUGCGACAAAGAUUACACAACUGGAAGAAGAGACUAACAGGUUAAAAAGUGAAUUGGGCGAAAGAAAUGAACAAAUUGACCGACUGUCGGCAGACAACCAAAAUCUAAAAGCAGAGCAGGAAAACAGCAGAGAGGAAAGGGAAAAAAUUAGGAGUCAGCAAGAACAUUUGAAGGACGAAGAGCAGAGGUUGAAGACAGAGAUGGAAGAAAGCGAGUUAGAGAAAGCGAAGGAGGAAGAAGCGCAGAAUAAGAUAAAGACGAUGGAAGAGGAGUACAUGAAGUUGAAGAUGGCUAUAGACCAAGUGGAGAAGACGGUGGCCCCUCGGCUGAGGCACGCUAAGGAGCAGUGUGACAAGCUGAUGCAGGAGAAGGCAGAGCUGGAGCUGGAGCUCAGCGACGUGCAGAAGAAGAAUCGUGAGAACAUGCAAAGGUACAUCCCACCACCACCCAAGACAAUGAUGGAAUGGAACUCUAAUGAGUUGCAGGGUGUUAUGCCGGCGGCACCACCUCCUCCCUAUCCCGGUGUAGCAGGUGCACCACGUUUCGCCAUGUCUACAUCUACUGGACGGCGCUUUUCUUUCCAGCCAUCAACUGAGAGCAAGUAUAAUCAACACACAAGGCGUCUGUCUCAACCAGUAACCUCGGCAGUGACAUGUACACAUCCGCGUAGUGAAGCCACGUAUAAAGAGAAGGUGGGUGAAAGUAAACAGCCACAGGUCACUCAGCAUAUAAGUCGCUUGAGGGAACGCUUAAAACACGGCAGACAAUUGUUUAACGCUAGGUCUACCUCGUCUCGAGCAGAAUCGUACACAAAUGUUGAAGAGAAUGACACAAAUAUCAACAAUCCAGAGGGAAAAACUGGAUUGUAUCCCCAAUCAAAGAGCAUCCACGAGGGAAACAUAGAACAAAAUAGACCAAUACAACAAGAAGUACCGUUGGCUCCUCUAUCCAAAGUAGGCCAUGUACAAAAUGACCCACAGCACAUCAAGAACAACAAAGCUGCAGCAAUGCAGAAUCAUAAUAGAGAGAAACAGGGGAACUCGCCUGCAGCCCAUCCUACAAAAAGUUUUCGGGAGCAACUAAAACAAGGUCGAAAGCUGGUAACACGCAACGGAUCUGCCUCGUCUCAGAACCAAUCCUACCAUGACCAAGAUGCCAACCUUAAGAAUAAACCAUAUCAAGGAUCAGAGAAAGUUAAGAAACAUCUGGAAGAAAAGAUCCGAGAGGAGAAAGUGACCACAAACCCAACUGCCCCAGGUAAACUUAGAAGAAGUAACCUGUACAAGGAAAUGACCAAACAAGACGCAAAUGACCACCAUCCUUCAAUACACAGAGGUAUAGGACAACCGAUUGGCAAGUCUAAUAAGCAAAGUGUUGAAAACACUGACGAUUUAGACCAGAAAGUCAAAGAAAUGAAAACACUCCUCAGUGACUUCGAAUCCAAGAUGAAACUUGCAAGAGGGCAAGUAGACGUGGUAGUUUAUACGUCAACAAUAAAGGAGAAGCUAUUGGAAUUCGACACUUUGUGGAGGAAGGUAAAAGGUCAGGUAGACAACUCAGGUGUUUUGGAGUUCAAGUUAUGUCUAGCAAACAGGCAAAUUCAAGAUGCAAAUGAGCAAGUCAAGAAGUUGACCGAACAGAAUAGAAAUUCAGUUGGCAACCUGCACAUCAAAACGGUACAACAGUGUGUACAUAAUAUGAGGGCAUCUAAACGCGAAAAUAGCAGCGUAAAAGAAGCAGGGGUAACAGCAACAAACAUGGUGGACAAGACAACUUCAGUAGACUUAGCGAUUAAAGUUGGACAAAACAAGGAUAUCGCUACUGAGGAACUUAGCAAUUUACAACAAAUGCAAGAUGAAGCGUCUGCACUGAAGUUGGAAAAUGACGAGCUCAGACGAAUAGUACCGGAACUCAAGAACAUCCUGAUUGAAGUACGUUCAGAGAACCUUCGCUUGCGGGGUCAAUGCGAGGAACGGACAAGAGACAUGACGGAAGCAGGCAAGACCCACGAAGAGAAGGAACGGGCCUGGAAGCUCCUGAGAGACGACCACAACCUUUUAAAGGAAAAACAUGCGAAGAUGAGAGCAGCUAUGGAUACCAUGGCCAAGGAGAAAGAGCAGAGCGAACUGAACGUACUGCAGUUGCACGGACAGCUGAAGGAGAUGGAGAGCAGAGAAUUGCAGCUACGUCAUCAGAAAAAGGCGAAGGACAUCGAAACUGACAAGAAGAAUCAAUCAACCACACAAGAACUAAGAGACAACACAGGAGAAACACGUGGAGAAUACAGUGGUUCACUAAGCCAGACAAGUCUUGAACUGAGGCAUUUAGACAAUGCUGGUAUAAAAGAUGCAGGUAGCAUUCCGUCAACAUUGGAAUCUGGCCAGGAAUGCCCCACGAAUGACCUUGGCACCUGUGAAAACGCUAAUCAACUGAUGCAAAGUCAGGCGGACCAAGACCAAGCGGUAAAAAGUGUUGAAGCUUUCUUUGGCAAACCCAAAGUCCAGAAUGACCAAAUGAAGAAGGAAUCUGACGGACAGGUUGCCCUAGAUAAGCUUCAAAGUCUGCAAAAUAAAUACAGCAAUUUGAUUAAAUCGUUUGAGGAUUACAAAGGUCAGAAUGGUAAGGACUAAAGAGAAUGGAGAAACGGACACCUUGAGAAACAGGUGUUACAUGUUGGUCACUGAUCCAUGCAAUUUGGGAUGACGUCUGUUCAAGUUGGGGCUAUAGCUACGAGAGUCUACAUGUCUAUUAUAGCUAGGAAAUAAAUGUUUGUCCAUAACAUUAGACAAAUUGUAACGGGAAGAAUCAAGAAAGCAGCCCUAUAGCUAUAUGUCUGAAUAAGAUAAUCUUUCAUUGUUUUUUUCUGAAGAUUUACAAUGUUUCAAAGUAGGUCAUUCACAAGACUUUUGUUUUUUAUCUUUUGUAAUGGAAUUACUGACACACUUUUACUUCUUAUUUCACGUAGGGAAAGAUGUUACACUACGCUAUUAUGGGAAAUAUGUGCACUGUAUUUACACCAGUUGUUGUAAUGAUAACACAAAAGUGUUUGUAGUAUUUUACUGAGUUAUUAGAUCAGUUGACUGAUUGUGUGUAAUUGUAAGUGUUAUGGGCCACAUUGAUAGUGCCGAAUAGGAGGAAAGUAUGAUACUUAAAUGGUGCCUAUCCUUUAUUAGUGUGUGGGUAUUUUGCACCAUAUUGCCAUCCAGAACACUCCAUCUAUAGUGCAUGUAUUUCACAAUCAGGACCUAUACGCAUACAAUAUUAUAUAUCAAUUGUAUAAUUGGUAACUUGUACUUAUAGUAAAGGGGAGAGAGUCACAUACAGAAUGUCUAGCCAUUUGAAUAGGCACACAGGACAUGGGUUAAUAAAUGAUACUGAUUCAAUA
Molecule: messenger RNA, 4597 nt
Organism: Branchiostoma floridae (Florida lancelet)
Lineage: Eukaryota; Metazoa; Chordata; Leptocardii; Amphioxiformes; Branchiostomatidae
Product: golgin subfamily A member 6-like protein 22
Exons: 4
Coding region: 279-3842 (1187 amino acids)
Biological process (GO): cytoskeleton-dependent intracellular transport; cytoplasmic microtubule organization
Cellular component (GO): centrosome; cytoplasm
Molecular function (GO): dynein light intermediate chain binding; microtubule binding
Source: RefSeq, a predicted model, not a curated record